This is a messenger RNA of Lindgomyces ingoldianus, 513 nucleotides long. RefSeq lists its product as uncharacterized. The transcript is spliced from 2 exons. The annotation marks the transcript as partial. NCBI's taxonomy places the organism in Eukaryota, Fungi, Ascomycota, Dothideomycetes, Pleosporales, Lindgomycetaceae. The record is from RefSeq and is a predicted model, not a curated record.
UACACUCAAUCUAUCAUGUUUCCCAAGCUCUCCAUCUUGUGUCUGUACAUGAAGAUAUUUACAAGACGCCGCUAUCGCACUGCAGCCUACGCCACCGGUCUUAUCAUUCUGCUGACAGGCCUGACUAUGAUAAUAGCGGAUUUCACCAUGUGCCGACCAUUUGCCUACUUUUGGGACAAGACGAUACCCGGGGGUAAAUGCGUCAACCUUAUGGCUGCAUAUCGGUAUAUUGGAAUCCCAAACCUCAUCACCGAUGUUCUGCUACUCGUCCUACCUUUGCCUGCAAUUUAUAAGCUGCACGUGGGCCUUGGGGUCAAAAUCGGUCUGUUCGCCACAUUUAUUAGUGGUAGUCUCGGGCUUGUAACAUGCAUAAUACGCAUGGUCAACUUCUUUACAACCGAUCUUUUUGCAGAUCCCACCUACAAUUGCGUUGCAACGAUGACCUGGACAACAGUUGAGCCCGGUGUCUACCUAAUGGCCGCCUGUAUGCCAUCGCUUCGCCCUCUCAAGAGA